Sebastes umbrosus (honeycomb rockfish) is the source of this 1052-nucleotide messenger RNA. It is a transcript of the gene nop10, whose product is annotated as NOP10 ribonucleoprotein homolog (yeast). Lineage: Eukaryota; Metazoa; Chordata; Actinopteri; Perciformes; Sebastidae. Gene Ontology annotation, cellular component: box H/ACA telomerase RNP complex; box H/ACA snoRNP complex. Gene Ontology annotation, biological process: ribosome biogenesis; snRNA pseudouridine synthesis; positive regulation of telomerase RNA localization to Cajal body. The record is from RefSeq and is a predicted model, not a curated record. Gene Ontology annotation, molecular function: telomerase RNA binding; box H/ACA snoRNA binding. The transcript has 2 exons. The coding region runs from base 148 to 342 and encodes 64 amino acids.
CAUUUCCCAGAAUGCCAAGCGCCCUGAAUGUUAACCCGGAUAUCCGCCCUGCGAGGAGAAACUUUGCCACACGUGGAUUUCGGAAGAGAAAGCGUGUUAAGAGACUUUUUUGAUAUAAAACAACAUCUUUGACAUCUUAUCUUCGAGAUGUUCCUGCAGUUUUACGUCAAUGAGAGCGGGGACAGAGUCUACACUCUGAAGAAGAUUUGUCCAGAUGGGCAGCCCACCAGCUCGGCCCACCCGGCUCGCUUCUCCCCAGACGACAAGUUCUCCCGACACCGGGUGACGGUGAAGAAACGCUUCGGCCUUCUGCUCACCCAGCAGCCCAUACCUGUUCUGUGAGAGAGAGAGAGAGAGAGAGCGGCGGAGAGAAAGAGGCGAGAGAUUGAUGGAUGGAUGAAGAGAUCAGACCAAGAAAUGGAGGGAUGAAGGCGAAGAUGGGACUAUAAAGCAAAAAAGUCACAUUCGGGAUCACAAUUUAUGAACGUGCAGCUGGGAUUUGUCCUCAGUUUCACCCAAAUGUAGGGGGGCUGUUCAUGCAUUGGAUAUCAGCUGUCGUUGAUGUUAUGGAUCUUCUUUUUUUAUUGACAUUCAUUUAAAGAUAAUGUUAUAAUUUUGUUUUCAUGCUGAAUAAAUGUUUGGUUGGAUGGUUCAUAGUCGGUUGAAUCUGUGUGUAUAAACUCCAGACGGGUGACAAAUUAAAUGAAUCAUACAGUAUGUUAUGGCCUUGACAGUCACCAGAUAGCGAACCCGAAUGAACACCUUGAGGGAGAUUUUCCAGUGGUGUGUUGGACAACCUCAAAUGAGAGAAUAUCUUUUGGAAGAAUGGUGUUAUGUUUAUGUCUCCUUAUGACACUUAAAUACUGAAGAAAAAACAUGAUUUAUAGACUGCAAUGUCAGGCCCAGUCCCAAGUUUUCUAGGAGGAUACGCGUGUCUGUGAUAAUAUGCAACAACCUGUUGACUGCAAAAAUGUCGUUGAAAUCUGAUUUUUGUGACAGAACGGGGAGGAAUAUUUUCUAUUUCUCAAAUAAAAUAACUUCGGGAAAUGAUA